UUCUUCAUCAAAUUUAUCCUCUUUGAUACUACUACCACUACAACAACAAUAAGAUCCUCUAGUAGGUUGUUUCCGAUAGGGCCUCUAGUAGGUUGUUUUCGAUAAGAAAAAAAAUGGAAAAAUUAGCCACAAUUUUUAUUUUUCUUUUCUCUUUUGUAGCUUUUUCUCAUUGUUUACCAUUAUCAACAAGUUCGAGAUGGAUAGUAGAUGAUGCAACUGGUGAAAGAGUGAAAUUAGUUUGUGGAAAUUGGCCUGGCCAUAUAGAAACCAUGUUACCAGAAGGCCUAGAUCUAAAGCCCGUUAGCCAUAUUGCUAGGCACAUAUCAUUAAUGGGCUUCAAUUGUGUUCGUCUUACAUGGGCUACUUACAUGUUCACUCGAUAUUCAAAUCUCACUGUGGUCCAAUCUUUUAUGAACAAUGGGCUUCAUGAUGCUAUGUCAGGAAUAGCAAGGAACAAUCCACAACUAUUGGGCCUUACUCUUGUUGAGGCCCAACGGGCUGUGAUUGAAGAAUUGGGCCGUCAUGGUGUUAUGUCUGUUCUUGAUAAUCAUGUUAGUAAGCCCACUUACUGUUGUGGGAGUGAUGAUGGGAAUGGUUUUUGGGGUGACAAGUAUUUUCAACCUAAAGAAUGGUUAAAAGGCAUGGAUAUUGUUGCUAAACAAUACAAGAAUUUACCAAUGGUUAUUGGCAUUAGUCUACGCAACGAGCUACGUGGUCCUCUUCAAAAUGAAAGUGUAUGGUAUGAGAAUGUUGAGAAAGGUGCCAAAACAAUUCAUAGGGCUAAUCCUAAUCUUCUAAUAAUCAUAUCUGGAUUAGAUUAUAGUAUUGAUUUUACCUUCCUAAAACAAAAGCCCUUGAACUUAUUCAACAUGAGAAAUAAAAUCGUAUACGAGACUCAUCGUUACGCAUUCACCAAGAAACAAACUGAUUUGUUCUUAACUCAACCACUAAACAAGGUUUGUGAGACAAUUAAGGAAGAGAUUAUGAACAAAUCAGGUUUUUUGCUUAAGGGGAAAAAUGCAGCACCAUUGUUUAUUAGUGAAUUUGGAGGUGACCAAAGGUUAACGAACCAGGCUGACAAUUACUUCAUGGGUUGCUUUCUAUUAUUUUUAGCUGAAUUGGAUUUGGAUUGGGCUGUUUGGACCUUGCAAGGUAAUUAUUAUAUUCGAGAUGGUGUAUCGAAUUCGGAGGAGAUGUAUGGGAUGUUUAAUUCUACGUGGAAUUCUCUUCGAAGUCCUGAAUAUCAUGCAAAGUUACAACUUGUUCUACAAAAACUCCAAGAUCCAAAAUCAAAGAAACCAAUGUACCACUUAUUGUACCAUCCACAAAGUGGCAAGUGCUUGACUAUUGCACCCAACAAUGUUGUAUAUGCAAGUGAUUGCAUUGGAGCUAGCCGAUGGAGCCACGAUGGAGAUGGCACGCCGAUCCGAUUAACCGGAACAUCUUUGUGCCUUACAGCAUCAAGAGAGGGCUUGCCUAUAACAAUUUCAACAGAUUGCAAUGAGCAAAGUACAUGGAAACUUGCUUCAAAUUAUCAACUUUCAAAUAUUGAUGAGAAUGGGAAAGAGUUGUGUUUGGAUUAUGACACAUAUUAUUCUUCUUCUAAAGUUUUGGUUAGGAAGUGUGUUGGCUUAGAUGGAAAAAAUAUUGAUAAUCCUCAAACUCAAUGGUUCAAGUUUGUCUCGAUCAAUGUUUAGUAGAGUUCAUUAUUAGUCUUUUUAUAGGUGAACCUUUUUAGGCAGGUACCUUUUAGGUUAUGUCUUUGUUUAAAUCUUCUUGUUGAAAUAAUUUCCUUUUUUUUAUUUGAACAAGUGACACAUCCUUCUUUGAGUAUAUACUAGUAAUAUUUUCCCUUUUUA
This is a messenger RNA of Capsicum annuum, 1859 nucleotides long. Its product is annotated as glycosyl hydrolase 5 family protein. Bases 114 to 1697 code for a protein of 527 amino acids. Gene Ontology annotation, molecular function: hydrolase activity, hydrolyzing O-glycosyl compounds. NCBI's taxonomy places the organism in Eukaryota, Viridiplantae, Streptophyta, Magnoliopsida, Solanales, Solanaceae. The record is from RefSeq and is a predicted model, not a curated record. The transcript has 3 exons.